Molecule: messenger RNA, 2757 nt
Organism: Austrofundulus limnaeus
Lineage: Eukaryota; Metazoa; Chordata; Actinopteri; Cyprinodontiformes; Rivulidae
Gene: stk17b
Product: serine/threonine kinase 17b (apoptosis-inducing)
Exons: 7
Coding region: 458-1528 (356 amino acids)
Biological process (GO): protein phosphorylation; intracellular signal transduction; positive regulation of apoptotic process
Cellular component (GO): nucleus
Molecular function (GO): ATP binding; protein serine/threonine kinase activity
Source: RefSeq, a predicted model, not a curated record
CUGGAGCACCGCAGUGCGCAUGCGCCGCGCUGUGACGUGUCCGCUCGGUGUCAAACAGGGAUGUAAAAAUGACCGAAAACGCUCCGGAUCCACCAAAUAACUUGAUUUCCCGUGGCCCUCAGCAGCAGUUCGGACCGUUCACCUGCCGGGUUUACCUUUUCCUUUCGUGUUUUAGUAAGUUUGUUUAGGUUGAGCUGAGAAAAACCGGUUUGAGUUACUUUUUUUGUGGCGGACAGAUUCACUGUCGUCGAGUUAACUUUUAGCGAACCGUUUGGCUAACCGGAGCUGCGCUCGGUGAACAGGAGCAUGUUAGCCGGCGCGACGCGGGCGGAGCUUGGGUCACUUCUCCUAUUUACUCGGAGUUAAUUCGCAGAAGGAAGAAGAGCCGAGCCGAGCCGAGCCGGGUCGGGUCGAGUCGGGGUUAGCUGGAAGCGACAGGAUCCAAGGCGGACAGAGGAUGAUGUCCCGCAGGAGGCUGGACAGCCGCAGCGGGCUUCCCGCCGGGCUGCUGGGGGACAUCCAGACCCCGAUCAGCCCCGAGCCGCUGGAGAGCCUGUAUGACGUCACCGGAGAGCUGGGGAGGGGGAAGUUCGCGGUGGUGAAGCGCUGCGUGGAGAAAACUACGGGGAAAGUGUUCGCCGCCAAGUUCCUGCGGAAGAGGAGGCGAGGGCGGGACUGCCGGGCCGAGGUGGUCCACGAGAUGGCGGUCCUGGAGCUGGCCCGGAACAACCCCCGGGUGGUCAACCUGCACGCCGCGCACGAGACGGACCACGACCUCGUCCUGAUCCUGGAGUAUGCGGCGGGAGGUGAGAUCUUCGACCUGUGUGUGUCUGAAGAGCUGCUGCCCGAGGCCCAGAUCACCCGCCUGAUCCGACAGACCCUGGAGGGGGUCCACCACCUGCACCAGACCAACCUGGUUCACCUGGACCUMAAGCCACAGAACAUCCUGCUAACCAACCUGUCACCUCCUGGAGACAUAAAGAUCGUGGACUUCGGCCUGGCGCGGCGGCUGGGCGGGUCCGGAGAGCUGCGGGAGAUAAUUGGCACACCUGAGUAUGUUGCUCCAGAGAUCCUGAAUUAUGAGCCGAUCACCACAGCGACRGACUUGUGGAGCGUCGGGGUCAUCGCCUACAUGCUGGUGACGGGCGAGUCUCCGUUCGCUGGAGACGACAAGCAGGAGACUUACCUGAACGUGUCCCAGGUCAAUGUGGACUACAGCAGGGAGUCCUUCACCAGGGUCUCUGAACUCUCUGUGGACUUCAUCCGCAAGCUGCUGGUCAAAGCUCCUGAGGACAGGCCGAACGCCGCAGAGUGCCUGAGCCACCCGUGGUUGUGGAACCAGCAGCUGUACCUGAGCCCGGACCCGGUCAUGCCCCGCCCCCUCAGAGAGAGGAGCUGCGGCACCAAGUGGUCGGCUCAGCUGGACGACCGCGAGGACAAGGAGAACUUCCUGGAGUCGCUGCACUCUCACGCCAAAAGGUCCCGCCUGGAGGAGGAGGCGCCCGCCGCCGGAGACAUCGACGUUUGACCAGAGGGAGGACAGAAGGGGGCGGGGCUUAGGGUCACUUUUUAAUUCUUUUAACUCCAGAAACCUCCUUGAUCUGUUAGGACGUGAACUGGACCACCUGAACCAAAGAUAACCAGUUAAUAAACUCUGCUGUACCUUUAAGCUCCUAAAGUUCUGCUGCAGGCCCGCUUCUGGAUCAGUCUAUGCAUUUAUAAACCAGGAAGUGCGGCUCGUCCUGUCCUUACCUGACCCGCCGAGGAGCUCCGAGUGAAACUCAGCAGCAGAAUUGAACCCAGAAGACCCGCUCGCUCGGUUCUGACCGGACUGAAAACGUAGCUCAGGGUUUUAGUUAGGACUCGUUUUAAUAACUCGUCUGUAGUUUGGAUUAACGACUUUAGCACUUAGUGAAGAAACCCUGUGUGUGUGUGUGUGUGUGUGUGUGUGUGUGUGUGUGUGUAGUCCUCUCUUCCUGUUUCAUCUCAGGGGCGAGCUGCUGACUCUUUUCUGUUUUAAAGUUAUUCCUACGUCCACUCUAUUAUUAUUGUUGUUGUUGUUGUUAUUUAUGUUCUGAUCUUUAGUUAAUGUAAAUAAGCUGAAGUCUUUAAUCCGCGCUGAUAAUGAAGGAAGGUUAAUUAUUUAAAACAGGAAGGUGUUUUUAAGGCGGUGCAGAGAAGUGAAGAAACGAAGGCAACAGAACCCAGUUGGUUCUGAUGGACGGGUUCAGAGGAACGGUUCUGAGCAGGUUUGUCUAACGAAGGUGUCGAGGACGUUGGGAAUAAUUUUGUUUGUUUUUCGAGUCACGCAGAAGGAAAAUAUUGAGAUUAAAAUGUUAAAAUMGAUUUAGUCUUUAAAGACUUUGUUGUUUUAUUUUUCUCUCCGACCGCUCCAGAACCGCUCCAGCUGUCGUUCAGAGGUGCCAAACCCAACAGAACCGCUUUGUUUGUGGCCACAGUGGGGGGCUUUGUGCGGCGGGACCGGCGGCUCCAGUCACGCUCUGACGCCGUCGUCCCGGAGCGGGUCGGGUCCAGCUGCAGGAUUCUCUUUAGCUAGUUUGUGUUUUCUGACCCGAAGCUGAACUCAGAGGUUCUGCUCUCGACCCGGUGCUGUUGGACUGAAGGAGGAGUCAGACUUUUUUUAUUUUAUAUUUUUUAUUCUAAUGGCAUUAAAAAAGAAAUGAUCUGUAUUGUGAUCCGCAGCAGGCCAACAUGGCGGCYUCACAACUGGAGAAGCUGAUUAAAGGUUGUAGACAA